AUGAAGGAAUGGCAAGAAGGAAAGGAAGCUAUCAAGACCGUAUACAUUCAUGGGGCUCGGAUCUCGAAGCAAGACUCAUCUGAGCACGUGACUGGAAGAUAUGUGUUCACGAUCGAGCUGCAAGGGUCCGAACGACAGCACGUAUUGGCGGUACCGACAGAGGAGCAGAGACAGAAGUGGUGCAAUCUCUUAGAGCAGGCAGUUCAUCCACCAGUCCAUGUUGUCAAAAACUUUUUCCAUGAAGAAGGUGGAGAGACUGGUUUCAACUCUCCUAUUCUUCCACAGAUGUCGCAUUCGCAGCUCAAACCUCAACAGAAUGCCGAUGAGUCAGAAAUUAACUUCAUUGAAGACAAUUCAACUGCAAAACAACUUCUGUUCCAGAGCCAUGAACCCAACGAAGAAAGAGAUGAUGAGAGCUGCGUCGUUGUGAACGUUCCUUUCUGUAACCAAGAGGGUCUAUCAAGAAGUUCUGAUUUGUCUGGGAAUCUAGAAUUCAGCGAAGUGAAGGAAGAAGAAUGCAGCAGAGAGGUUGCUUAUGGAGAAUCAAAGGAAAUUAAGGAUGAAGCAGCAAAAGACAAAGAAAUCAAGAAUCUGAAGGAAAUCAUUCGAUAUGAACAGAAUAUGAGAGAAAUCGAGAUGGAAAAAAAGGACGAUAUUAUCUUCUCUCUAAAGGCUGAAUUGGACAAGAAGAACGAAGUUUUGUCUAUGCUUUGCGCUCAAGUUGAGAGACUUUCAAAACCUCUUGACACAGGCGAGUCACAAAACAACAGCACCUCAGAUCCAGAAGUUGAGAAUCAAUUGCGGUCCAUGAUCACACAAAUACAGACAAUCCAGGAGGUUGUGAUGGGAAUAAGUGGAGAGCUUGGAGACGAAGAAUCUCGUGCAGGUCUUGAGGAUGAUCGGAGUUCCCUCACAUCUCAAGGUGAUGGAGAAGACGAUGAGAUUCAAGACGAGAGGGUCAGUUGCAAGCACACUGCCAUCAGGUUCAGCUCGCUGGUGCUGCUGACUGAAGCAGUGAGCGAAUGGUUCAGUGAGAGCUCCACGACCGAAGCAAGGAAGAAGAGACUGGCAUUUUGUAGAUUUCGACAGAAGACCAUCAUAGAGAAAUACGAGCAGCUCUCCUCCAAGCUCUCGACGUACCAGGAGGCAGUGGAUGGGAUGCGGAGAGCUGCCUUGCUGACGGAUGGGAUUCUUCACGAAGAGAGAGAUUGGUCACCUGAUCAAGAUGCUCCUAUCGAGAAAGAGUUGUAUGCUGCCCUGAAGAGUGCUCUGGAAGAGUUGGAUACACUGAGAGAGUCGGAGAAAGAGAGGAUGAGGCUGCAAGAUGAAUGCGAGAAGCUCAAGAAGGAGACUGCGAGGGCGUGGAAGGAGGCGAGGGAGUGCAUCUCUCAGAUCAAGUUGAACCUGUCGUCUUCCAACAUGUUGGAUACAUCACAGACAGGGUCCUACCAUUAG
Guillardia theta CCMP2712 is the source of this 1455-nucleotide messenger RNA. RefSeq lists its product as hypothetical. The transcript has 13 exons. Bases 1 to 1455 code for a protein of 484 amino acids. The record is from RefSeq and is a predicted model, not a curated record. Lineage: Eukaryota; Cryptophyceae; Pyrenomonadales; Geminigeraceae.